AUGGUGUGGAAUUCUGCUCAAUCGGACGUAUCUUCCUUUUGCUCCACUACUCACUCGCAUGCCUUGUCCUCCUCUUACUUUGCCCACCAAAAUGGGCAGAAUUACUCUCAUUUACAUCCAAUUCGGCAGCUUUCUUUGACUGCGCAAGAUGCAUUCGUGAACAAUCCAAUCAUCACUUCACAUCGUUGCGUCCAGAAUGGGUGCCGGCUCCUCUUAGUGCCUGUCAAAGAGGUGAAUUUGUUCACUGGAAACGACAUCAGCACAAUUCGCAUAUCGUUUCGCGAUGCUACACAAGACAUCUCACCCGCGUUGGUUACCAACAGAGGACGCUGGCAACUAUUCAAAAGAGGACUCGUGUUGAACGGGGUAGGCCAGUUCAUCUAUCGUCCGACAGGGCAAGUACAACUUGGCGUUUAG
Molecule: messenger RNA, 417 nt
Organism: Protopolystoma xenopodis
Lineage: Eukaryota; Metazoa; Platyhelminthes; Monogenea; Polystomatidea; Polystomatidae
Source: the annotation of a GenBank genome assembly